AUGCUGGAUUCUCUUCUGUUCCGCAGUCACCAAUCUGUGCGGAUCGGCGAGGUCAAUCGCUUCAUUGUCAGGUACUGCCCUGAGGGCACGGACCGGCCGGCUGCGCUCUACGCCAAAAUCAAGAAUGUCGAGAUGCUUCCCUUGCGUGCCGCCUACCUCACAGGUCCCUAUAUUUUGUAUUGCGACAUUAGACCCCAGGAAUACUCCCACCGUCGCCAGUGUUUCAUCACGGCGGACCAGCCAGUUUACGACCCCAACUUGUCUGCUGGACAAAGUCUAACCGCCGAAUUGUCGCUGCAUACCAUAAAGGACGAGUACGUGUGGAUUAUAGACGUGAUCAGCCAGAUGAUCUUCAGCUCAAGCUCAGAGGUCCAUUUCGAGCUUAUGAUCGGUCUCGACCGCGACAGACUACACAGACACAACUUUGGAGACGCGUUUGGCAAGUUCUCGCCGCAGCUGGAGGUGGAACACUUCAACACAGAACAGCUGUGGAAUAAAAACACAUCGCAGCCAAAUGUGCACCUGGUGGUUCUCACACACGGACUCCACUCGAAUGUCUCCGCCGACAUGUUCUAUUUGAAGGAGCAGAUCGAGAAAGAGGCCGAGAAAACGGGAGAAAAGGUUAUAAUCAGAGGCUACACCCGCAACGUGUGCAAAACAGAACGAGGUGUCAAGUAUCUGGGAAGACGACUGGCCGAGUAUUUAGUCCAUGAGGUUGCGCCGACGGCCGAAAUUGCCAGGAUUUCAUUUAUCGGCCAUUCGUUAGGAGGCCUUGUGCAGACAUUUGCCAUAGCUUACCUCGACCAUAAUUAUCCAGAGUUCUUCCAAAAGAUACAGCCCGAGAAUUUCAUAGCACUCGCGUCUCCGUUUCUUGGCAUCUCCAACGAAAAUCCGGCAUAUGUGAAGAUGGCGUUGAGUUUUGGAAUCGUGGGGAAAACAGGCCAGGAUUUGGGGUUGCAAGGUUUAAACCCUCUUUUGAUGUUACUUCCUUCCGAAUCUACACGGAAAAUCCUUCGUCGCUUCAAGCGUCGUACGCUCUACGCAAACGCAAUACACGAUGGAAUCGUACCGCUGCGGACCUCUGCUUUGCUGUAUCUGGACUGGAAGGCUCUAUCCAAAGUGUACGAAACGCAGUCAGGUUCAACCAAAAACUACACCGCAGGCAACUCAGAAGUUGGGGAAAUCCCAGACAACGUCGAGCAGCAGGACCGCGAUAUGAUGACUUCCGUAAAGGCCAAGCUUCUUUCGCCAAUUCAAACGCUAAUUUCGCUGUGUGCGCCCAGCUCGCAACAUCAACACAAAGCCAAACGGUACCAGCGGUAUCAGACUAGCGACUCGUCGGUGCCGAGCGACACGGUCCACGACGAUUUGGAGCAAUUUUAUCCGCUGCCCAAGUCCUCCGUGAUUGAGAGCAUUAAAAAAGUGCUGCUUCCCCCUCUGCCUCCACUCAAAUACCUCACCGACCCCAACUCGCGUCCAGACGUCAUAAUUCAUGACAAAGUGUACACACCAGUCGUUAUACCUCGUACACCUCUGCGAACUACAAGCUUGUUGCAGACUCUAGAUCCUCUGAAACGACAACGAGUGUUAGAAGAAAAAAUUGCAAGAAGAUGGCACAACGGCAUGACUUGGCGUAAAGUGCUGGUGAAUCUGGAACCAGAUGCUCAUAACAACAUAGUUGUCCGGAGACGUUUUGCUAACGCAUACGGCUGGCAAGUUAUAGACCAUCUAGUGGAAAAUCAUUUCUCCUCGGCGUGCGUUGCUGGUGAGGACCUUUACAAGUACAAAUGGGACCCUAAUCCAGAAGUGGACGACGAUCAGGAGGAUGAGGACGAAAAGCUGGACAACAUACUGAGUAAGCAGCACGAUCAGGCUGCGAAGGAAUAUAGCAAGCCUACUUUGAACACGGAAAAUGUUUCCGGGAUUAUCUCGAGCGAGCGAGCCAAGAUGUUGCAGGACGACAGUACUACGGAUCUGCUGGAGUCACGGGACUGGAUCAAUGACGCAGAUUCCAUCAUAUACGAUGGACCCACGGGAAUGAUCAAUGCAGUGAGCGAGAGCGUGAACGGCAAGAUGGAAUCUUUCAAAACUUAUUUCCAGGGUGAGAACACCGUGGGAACAGACCAGAUUGUCAACAUAUCUGGUCCUUAUUUAUGA
Ogataea angusta is the source of this 2157-nucleotide messenger RNA. RefSeq lists its product as uncharacterized. Gene Ontology annotation, molecular function: monoacylglycerol lipase activity. Lineage: Eukaryota; Fungi; Ascomycota; Pichiomycetes; Pichiales; Pichiaceae. The coding region runs from base 1 to 2157 and encodes 718 amino acids. The record is from RefSeq and is a predicted model, not a curated record. The transcript has a single exon.